Coccinella septempunctata (seven-spotted ladybird) is the source of this 1521-nucleotide messenger RNA. RefSeq lists its product as uncharacterized. The transcript is spliced from 4 exons. The record is from RefSeq and is a predicted model, not a curated record. Bases 157 to 1053 code for a protein of 298 amino acids. Lineage: Eukaryota; Metazoa; Arthropoda; Insecta; Coleoptera; Coccinellidae.
UCAAACAUGAAUAGGUGGAUAUGUCCCAAAUGUGUAAAUUAUUACACACUUACCAUCCACAUGGUGAAGCUAUUUCGAUCGUCACACCGUAUUAAGUCUUUCACUAAUAUCAGUCUUACGGUGAUAUCUGCUAUGAAAAAUUAAUGGAAAUCAAACAUGAAUAGGUGGAUAUGUCCCAAAUGUGUAAAUUAUUACACACUAACCAUCCACAUGGUGAAGCUAUUUCGAUCGUCACACCGUAUUAAGUCUUUCACUAAUAUCAGUCUUACGGUGAUAUCUGAGAUGAUACAGGAGCAGCGUACGGAGGCAGCUAUUGAGGAGAUUUUCAAUUGUGUCUUGAGCAUCAAGACCAUAUUCAAAUCCUUCCUGUCGCCGUCUGAAAAUAUAAGCAGGAAGAUGCUCCAGAAAUAUAGACAUUUUCUUAUGAGCCAUUUUCCUCUUCUAUUCAAAUUGGGGGAUGAAAGUAGGGCUUUCAACAGCUCUGUACGCUUCAGUCCAAGUGAAGUUGCAGCCAUUAAGGCUGAUAUAUUGGUGGAUUAUUUUUCUAUUCAAGACCGAGAAAGAUUUGUCGGAUGCAUUAUGGAAGACAGACCUGGACCUUCCUUCUCAGAUGAUCUCUGUGAGUAUAGUAUUUUUCAUGUUAUUUUACUUAUUUCAGCAUUUAUGUCCUCCACACAAAAUCCUUCCCAGCCGUGUACAUCGUCUCAGAUAUUAUUUUCUCAAUCUACGUCACCGGUACAGCCAGUCUCCUCCACUCAGCCGCUGACUUCUUCUCAUCCCUCAUUGACCUUGCCAGCCUCAACUUCAACUGGACAUUCUCACUCUGUUCUACACUAUGGGUCAACAUUAUCGUUGCAGGCUCCUGUAUCAUCUCCUCAGUCGCUGUCUCCUCGGUCUGCCACAUCCUUACCGCCUGUAUCAUCAUCUCGGCCAAUCUCCUAUUCGCAGCAAGUGCUGUACUCUCAGUCAAUGUCAUCUGGCAGAGUAUUGCGAUCUAGAGUUGUCCCACCUACUGAUGUUAGUCGCAAGAAGUGGCAUUCCAGGUUACAAUGAGGGAAUUGCAGAAUAUUAUGUGGAUCAAGUCGCUAGGAAUUGGUGGAGGGACGAGCAGUCUACAGAAGCGAUCAUAUGGGAUACUGAUAUUUUCUUUGAUGGGGGAACAGAUUUAAACGAUUGAAUUGAAAGAAAUGCUUUAAACAGAAUUAAACAAAAACUUGAAGAAUUUCAAGAGAAAGAAAAUGGUUUUGCUCUUCAAUCAAUUGUUUCAUUAGAAGUCAAUAUAAAUAAGGUGGAAAUGGGUAAUGGAGGAAGUUCAUACAUCAAGCUACCUAAAAAAGUUUCUCUCAAAAAGGCAUGCAUUAAUAUCAAAAACAAUAACGAUGAAUGCUGUUUUUUGUGGAGUAUUAUUACUGCAUGCUUACAUCCAGCAUUUCCACUCGGAUAGUGUCGUCAUAUCCCCACCCAAGCACUAUUUUUAAUUGUGAUGGUAUAGAUUUUUCCAAUCAAACUUGCAGAUAUACA